AUAUUACCUAUCUUCAACUCACACCUGCCCUCUCUCUCUCACACACACAUUACCCUUUAUCUUCCACACACUUCAGUGAAUUCCAAAACACAAAAAAACCACCAGUCCCCCCCCCCCCCCCCUCUUCAAGUUUCAACCUUUCUUACUCAAUUCUCCAAGAAACAAGACACCCUUUUAAACAUUUUGUGAAAAGAGUGUAACCCAUUUGUAGAUUUGAAAAAAGAUUGUAACCCAUUAUGGAAAAUGAGAAAGUUUUUAUUACCCAUGAAGGGAAUGGAAUCCCACAAGGCUGGAAUUCCAAUUCCAAUUCCAGUUCCAUCUUUGGAAUGGGAAUUCAAGAAAAUGAAGUUGAAGUCAAUUGCAUCUCAAAACAACAACAACAACUACUUCCCACUUGUUUUUUCAACUCCAAUUGUGUCAACUCAAUUGACCAAACCAAUCUCUUUGAGUCUACUUUGAGUUCACUUGUGUCAUCACCUUCAAAUUCCCACUCCGGAAUCCCGAAUUCCGGUUCCGGUGAGAGCAUUGUUCUAAGGGAAUUAAUUGGUAGACUAGGAAGUAUAUGCAAUAGUUCCAACAAUUCAGGAACCAAUAUGUCAAUAAAUGAUCAUUAUAUUCAUGGGAAUUCAAUUCCAGGGAAUCACCAAUUACCACUAGCAAAGUUUUCAACUUUUAGUGGCAAGAAUGAAUAUAAUAAUAAGAAGAAUAAUCAUGGAAUGGAAUCAGGAAAGUUAUCAAGAGUCUCAAGUAACCAAUCUUUGAUAGAAAAUAAAAAGUUUAGCAGGAUAACAAUGGAAUUGGAUUCCAUGGAGGAAUCAUCAGUUUCUGAAGCUGAAACUGGAAUAAAAGUACAAGGUACAAACCCUAAUGGAAGAAAGAGAAAAGGGGUACCCAAAGGAAAAGGAAAAGAAAAAGAAACACAAUCUAGUAGUACUAUCUUUGCUAAAGAUGACAAGGUUGUGGCAGAAGUGGAAAAAGAGGAAUUAGAUGCAAAAAGGAGCAAGUCAAAUGAAGAUAAAAAGUCAAAUGAAAAGUCAACAGAACCACCAAAAGAUUACAUUCAUGUUAGAGCUAGAAGGGGUCAAGCCACUGAUAGCCAUAGUCUUGCUGAAAGAGUUAGAAGAGAGAAAAUUAGUGAGAGGAUGAAGUUUCUUCAAGAUCUUGUUCCUGGUUGUAACAAGGUCACAGGAAAAGCUGUUAUGCUUGAUGAGAUUAUAAACUAUGUACAGUCAUUGCAAAGACAAGUUGAGUUCUUGUCGAUGAAACUGGCGACCGUUAAUCCUCGUAUGGAUGCAACUAUGGAAGCACUUGUAUCUAAAGAUAUGUUUGAGCCUCAGCUUUCUUUGCCAAACAAUGUGGACCCGUUCGAUGCCUCGGUACAAUCAUUCCCUUACGGAUUCCAUUCCCAAAUAAAUGGUAUGAUUCCCGAUAGACCCGAGAAUCAGUUUUCCAUGAACCCAUUGGUGGCGGCAAUGCACCGCAACUCAACUAUUAAGCCAUCUCACAUUGAUGGUUUUGCUGAGGGUUCAACAUUUUGGGGAAAUGACCUUCAAAGUGUUGUAAAGAUGGCAUUAGGCCAGGAUCAGCCACAAAGCUUUCAUGGUCAAAUGAAAGUUGAGCUAUGAUGAAUGAUACCAUCACACUUUACAAAAAUGAUGGAUUAUUAAUGAGGCCCAAAGUAAGUGAGGCAUCUAUAAUUCUGUAUAGAGAGAGAGAGAGAAGGCACAUUGAUGUCUUCUACAAAAUUUGAUUGUAUAAUUCUAGACUAAUUUCAAGAAUCCAGUGGCGGCAACAGGCGGCGGUGGUGGUGGUGGCGGCGUGGUGGUGGACCGUUGUAAAAUUAGUUGCUAGUAAGAGGUUGUAACAUGGUAAGGAAAAUCUUGUAGGGGUUGAUGAGAUAAAAGAAGUUUAUUAUGCUUCAACCUUUUUUUCUUCAUAUUUUUCUUACCAUUUUGAUAAAUUUAAUCAUCAAUUUUCAUUAUUCAUUUC
This is a messenger RNA of Helianthus annuus (common sunflower), 1989 nucleotides long. RefSeq names its product transcription factor bHLH77. Gene Ontology annotation, molecular function: protein dimerization activity; DNA-binding transcription factor activity. Gene Ontology annotation, biological process: regulation of DNA-templated transcription. The transcript has 8 exons. Gene Ontology annotation, cellular component: nucleus. The coding region runs from base 237 to 1625 and encodes 462 amino acids. NCBI's taxonomy places the organism in Eukaryota, Viridiplantae, Streptophyta, Magnoliopsida, Asterales, Asteraceae. The record is from RefSeq and is a predicted model, not a curated record.